AAUACCAUAGGCAAAGUGAUACUGGGUCCAACGUGCACUUAUGCUACAUACCAAAUGGUCUCCAUUGGUACUGUAUUUGCUGUCCCAGUUAUCUCGGCAGGAAGUUUUGGAAUGUCAUGUGAUAAUACAACAGAUCUUAAAAGGGUCCUUCUUCCAGCUAAAAAAGUCUCUCACUUUUUAACUUGGUUUUGGAAAUAUACAAGCAAGAAUAUCAAGCCUCUACAAUGGAACUCUGUCUAUAUUUACAAAAAAACUGAAAACACAGAGGAAUGUUUUUGGUACAUAAAUGCAGUGAGUGAAGCUAGUGUAUCAGAAUUCAAAACAUAUAUCCCAGGAACAAAUCAUCACAUUUUAAGAAAUAAAGAAGAAUUCCGAAACGUUCUAACAAAUCCUGAUAGGAAGAGUAAUGUCAUAAUUUUAUGUGGAAAGCCUAAUGAUGUUAAAGAUCUUGUAGAGAGACAGGAAAUGCACCCGGAUAUUGUCAUCGUUCUACUGGAUAUUUUACAUCAAACAUAUUUUACAAAUUACACUUCAAUGGAUUACAUGAAGCAAGUUCUAGUCGUGACAGUUCCUCCUCCAGAAAGACACUAUGAUGAUAUUAACAUCACAGGGAUUCCCAAUGAUUAUGUAUUGGGCUAUAUUGAUGCAGUUUUUCUACUUGGGCAUGCACUGAAAAUGAAUUGUACAAGCAAGGAACCUAAAGGAUAUGAUUUAAUGCGUAAUACCCAAUUCUCUACUAUUCAAGAAUCCUGGGGCACAUUGAUUCUGGAUGAAAAAGGAGAUCGAGAAGAGAAUGUUAGUAUCAUCUAUACAAAUGCAAACACACUUGAAUUUACACCCCUUCUUCAGUAUGACACCAGUACUAGCAACUUUAUGGAAAAUGAUUCUAGACCAACUUUCAUCUGGAAGAAAGGAUUACCAAGUGAUGUCCCCCAAGAAGGCUUCAACAAACUAAUCAUCGCCAUUAUAGCCCUGACUGUCACAGUGGUGUUGGUAUUCCUAAUUGCACUCAUAGCUUUCAGUCUGUAUAGAAAAGAACAUGCAAAUCGUUUGAAGAAAUGGUCCCAUAUUGCAUCAGAAAAAAUAAUCAUACUGAAGGACACAGAGAUUAAUCCUGUCAGUCUCAAGAUUGAAGAGGAUCUAAGAAAGGACAGCUACACAGAAACACCAAGGAUAGCGAAGUAUGACAAGAAGAUUGUGAUUCUGAAAGACCUGAAAUACAGAGAUGGAAACUUUGCAGAAAAUCAGAAGAUUGAAUUGAAUGAGCUCCUUCAGGUGGAUUAUUACAACCUUGCAAAGUUUUAUGGCACUGUGAAACUCGAAUCAGGAAUCUUUGGUGUUAUCGAAUACUGUGAACGAGGAUCACUCUGGAAUGUUCUCAAUGAUAUAAUAUCUUAUCCAGAUGGUGCUUUCAUGGACUGGGAAUUCAAAAUAUCAGUCAUGUAUGACAUUGCAAAGGGCAUGUCAUACCUGCAUUCCAGCAAGACAGAAGUCCAUGGCCGCCUGAAAUCCACAAACUGUGUGGUAGAUAAUCGAAUGGUAGUGAAGAUCACUGAUUAUGGAUGUAACACUAUAUUGUCACCUGGCAAAGAUCUGUGGACAGCCCCAGAGCAUCUCCGUAAGGAAGGAGUGUCACAAAAAGGAGAUGUGUACAGCUUUGGCAUCAUCUGCCAGGAAAUAAUCCUGAGGAAAGGUAUAUUUCACACCGAGUACCCUGUGGAACCAAAAGAGAAACUUCACAGAGUGCAGUACAUGAAGGGUCAGCCAUUUCGACCUUAUCUCCCUUUGGAACUUGCAGAUGAACGGGAACUUGAGGUGUUCUUGCUGGUGAAAAGUUGCUGGGAAGAAGAACAAGACAGAAGACCAGACUUCAAGAAAAUUGAAAACAUACUGGGAAAGAUAUUCAGUAAUUUCCACAAUCAGACUACAGAGAGCUACAUGGAUACUUUAAUACGUCGAUUGCAGUUGUACUCCAAGAAUCUGGAGCAUCUAGUUGAGGAAAGAACCUCACUUUACAAAGCUGAAAGAGACAGGGCAGAUCGCCUUAACUUCAUGCUGUUGCCUGAGCCUGUUGUAAAGUCCCUGAAAGAGACUGGAAGGGUUGAGCCUGAGCUAUAUGAGGAGGUCACUAUUUACUUCAGUGACAUUGUGGGGUUCACCACAAUUUGUAAAUACAGCACUCCUAUGGAAGUGGUAGACAUGCUGAAUGAAGUCUACAAAACAUUUGAUGGGAUUCUGGACAACCAUGAUGUCUACAAGGUGGAAACUAUCGGCGAUGCAUACAUGGUGGCAUCAGGUUUGCCUAAGAGGAAUGGAAACAGACAUGCUGUGGACAUUUCAAGAAUGGCUUUGGAUAUCCUCAGCUUCAUAGGGUCCUUUCAGCUUGUUCAUCUUCCAGGACUACCUAUAUGGAUUCGCAUUGGAAUUCAUUCUGGUCCUUGUGCUGCAGGAGUGGUUGGCAUUAAAAUGCCUCGUUAUUGCCUCUUUGGUGACACAGUUAAUACAGCUUCUAGAAUGGAAUCUACAGGCUUUCCUUUACGAAUUCAUAUCAGUCAAUCUACAGUCAAUAUUCUUCAAAGAACAGAAACUAAGUUUGAAUAUGAAGUAAGAGGAGAGACUUAUCUAAAGGGUAAAGGAACAGAGACCACAUACUGGCUGACUGGUAUGAAGGAUUUUAAGUAUAACCUUCCAGUUCCACCUUCUGCUGAGAACCAGCAGCAUCUCCAGGCAAACUUUUCUGAGCUGAUAACUAAUUCUCUACGUAAAAGGCAACAUUCCCAGUUCAAAGCUAAGCAGCCUGCAGAGCUCUUCAAUGAUGAUGAAAAUGCCCCUGAAUACCUACAACUGGUUACAGCAGAAAGGUUUAGCACCUACUUAUAACUCCUUGGUGCUUUAAAAUAUAAACAGGUGUAAAGAUCUUCAAGCAGUUGCUAUAAUUGUGUUUGUAGUAUGCUACACUAUAACCUGAGCUUCAUUCAGCUUGCUGAACUCUUGUCUUGCAAUAGUUAUGACUCUCUUAUGUAGUCAUAUGUAAACAUGUUUUUUUCCAUCAAGUGUUGUAUGCAUAAUUGAAAAUACAGAAAGGCAUAAACUUCAGGUUAUGGUGCAAGACACAAGAAAUGAAAGACAUUUGUAGAGCUGACAAAAUGCAGAAAAUGCCACUUUCAAAUGCAAUGAAAAGACAACAAUGUUAAAACAUGCACAUCAUUUUAAAGUUUUCUGUAAUCUCAUUAUAAACGUGUUAUCAUUAUCAGACUUUAAUACACUUUACACAGACUAUAUGCAGAGCACAUUGUCUGGAUAUGUAGUGCUGUCAGAGUGACACGACAUUCAUUCCUGGGUUAUGCCUAUCUACUCAGAAUUUGCAGUGCACAACAAUUCAUGGCUUGUGCUGUUGCUUCAUCAAAGAAUACCAUUGCCUAUUGAAUAGAGGAAAGCCAUGGGUCUUAACUAGAUCUUUCUAGAAUGCUUCUUAGCUCUUUAACACCUCAGCUGAACUCUGUACAAAAAUGAAUACCUGAAUACCAUGCAAAACGUCAAGACAAUUUUAUUCAAAUCUAAUCGUGAAAGAACUAAAAACCUGUAAUGAGUUAUACAACAGUAUCACACACAGUAAUAAAUAUGAUAACCACAUGCAAAAAAUAACUAGACAUAUUCACUGCAUUUUUAAGAAAAUAGAAUUUAAUUUACUUAGCAUAGUCUUGGUAAUUUCAACAUUUUGGUUGAGGUGUGGACUAAUAUUGUAUGAUCUGCAAAAUGUACUUAUUUAUAAUGAAGGAAGAAUACUAGUGUUUUAGGACUGUUUCUUUUGCCUGUUUUUAGAAUUAAUGACUAUGCUGGUUGCAUAAAUGUAAAGGAUGUAUUGUAAACUAUUACAGAUUACUGUGUUGGCAAGUCAUACCUAAACAUAUUGACCUCAAUAUGCAAAUCCAUUUAAAACUGUGUUAACGCAUCAGCUUGUUCUUUAAGUUAAAAUGCAUAAGAAUUGUUAAAAUAAACAUUUGUGAAUAUUGA
Messenger RNA from Protopterus annectens (West African lungfish), 4014 nucleotides. Its product is annotated as heat-stable enterotoxin receptor-like. Lineage: Eukaryota; Metazoa; Chordata; Ceratodontiformes; Protopteridae. The record is from RefSeq and is a predicted model, not a curated record. The transcript is spliced from 25 exons. Bases 55 to 2880 code for a protein of 941 amino acids. Gene Ontology annotation, biological process: receptor guanylyl cyclase signaling pathway; intracellular signal transduction; protein phosphorylation. Gene Ontology annotation, molecular function: ATP binding; guanylate cyclase activity; peptide receptor activity.